Messenger RNA from Gekko japonicus, 2716 nucleotides. RefSeq names its product tubulin beta 3 class III (gene TUBB3). The transcript is spliced from 7 exons. Gene Ontology annotation, cellular component: membrane; cytoplasm; microtubule. The record is from RefSeq and is a predicted model, not a curated record. Gene Ontology annotation, molecular function: G protein-coupled receptor activity; structural constituent of cytoskeleton; GTP binding. Gene Ontology annotation, biological process: microtubule cytoskeleton organization; mitotic cell cycle; G protein-coupled receptor signaling pathway. Bases 1 to 2397 code for a protein of 798 amino acids. Lineage: Eukaryota; Metazoa; Chordata; Lepidosauria; Squamata; Gekkonidae.
AUGCCCAUGUCAUCUCCCGCAAUGCUGCUGCAUGACCCCCCCAACGUCACAGCCGACGUUCCGGAAGCCAACGGGACCAACGGGACCUCCUGCGGCCACAAGCGCACCGUCGUCAUUCCCAGCGAGCUCUUCCUGACGCUGGGCUUGCUGAGCCUGGUGGAGAACGUGCUGGUCAUGGCGGCCAUCGUCAAGAACCGGAACCUGCACUCGCCCAUGUACUACUUCCUCUGCUGCCUGGCCGUCUCGGACCUCCUGGUGAGCAUCAGCAACUGCGUGGAAACCCUCUUUAUCCUCCUGAUAGACCACCGGGUGAUGAUCCUGGAGGACGCCACGGCGCGCCACAUGGACAACGUCAUGGACGUGCUCAUCUGCUGCUCCUUCAUGGCCUCGCUGUCCUUCCUGGGCGUCAUCGCCAUCGACCGCUACAUCACCAUCUUCUACGCCUUGCGGUACCACAGCAUCAUGACCAUCCAGCGGGCGGUCAUCAUCAUCGUGGCCAUCUGGGUGAUCAGCACGAGCGCCAGCACCAUCUUCAUCGCCUUCGACGACAACAAGAGCGUGGUCCUCUGCCUGCUCACCUACCUGCUCUUCAUGCUGACCCUCAUCAUGGGGCUCUACAUCCACAUGUUCGUGCUGGCUCGCCGGCACGCCCGGGCCAUCUCCAGGAUGCACCGGAAACACACGGCCCCCCAGGCGACGAGCAUGAAGGGGGCCAUCACCCUCACCAUCCUGCUGGGGGUCUUCUUUGUCUGCUGGGGCCCCUUCUUCCUCCACCUGAUCCUCUUUGUCACCUGCCCCACCCACCCCUUCUGCAACUGCUACUUCCAGUACUUCAACCUCUGCGUCAUCCUGGUCAUUUGCAACUCCGUGGUGGACCCCAUCAUUUACGCCUUCCGCAGCGAGGAGCUCAGGAAAACCUUGAAGGAGGUGGUGAUGUGUCGCUGCAGAGAAGAUGCUUUGGUGCCGUGGUCUGCGUGUGAUAUCAGAGAACUCUCUACGGGCCUGUGCCAGGAAAUACUCCCUGCAGCUGCCCAGGGUGGAGGACUAUGCCUGGAAGGAGGAGACCCUGCCCUUUCUAACCGACUCUUGUUAUUCCUUCAGUUCUGGGAGGUGAUCAGCGAUGAACACGGGAUAGACCCCAGUGGGAACUAUGUCGGAGACUCCGAUCUGCAGCUGGAAAGGAUCAGCGUUUAUUACAAUGAAGCCUCCUCUCACAAGUAUGUUCCUCGCGCCAUCCUCGUGGACCUGGAACCCGGCACCAUGGACAGCGUCAGGUCGGGUGCUUUCGGCCACCUCUUCAGACCCGACAACUUCAUCUUUGGUCAAAGUGGUGCAGGGAACAACUGGGCGAAGGGGCACUACACAGAGGGUGCCGAGCUGGUGGACUCUGUCCUGGACGUGGUGCGGAAGGAGUGUGAGAACUGUGACUGUCUGCAGGGCUUCCAGCUCACCCACUCCCUGGGCGGGGGCACAGGGUCUGGAAUGGGGACCCUCCUCAUUAGCAAAGUCCGUGAAGAGUACCCCGACCGGAUCAUGAACACUUUCAGUGUGGUGCCUUCCCCCAAAGUGUCUGACACGGUGGUGGAGCCCUACAAUGCCACCUUGUCCAUCCACCAGCUGGUGGAAAACACCGACGAGACCUACUGCAUCGACAACGAGGCCCUCUACGACAUCUGCUUCCGCACCCUCAAGCUGGCCACACCCACCUACGGAGACCUCAACCACCUCGUCUCCGCCACCAUGAGCGGCGUGACCACCUCCCUGCGGUUCCCCGGGCAGCUCAACGCCGACCUCCGCAAGCUGGCCGUCAACAUGGUGCCCUUUCCCCGCCUCCACUUCUUCAUGCCCGGCUUCGCCCCCCUCACCAGCCGGGGCAGCCAGCAGUACCGGGCCCUGACCGUGCCGGAGCUCACCCAGCAGAUGUUCGACGCCAAGAACAUGAUGGCCGCCUGCGACCCCCGCCACGGCCGCUACCUGACCGUCGCGGCGAUCUUCCGUGGGAGGAUGUCCAUGAAGGAGGUGGACGAGCAGAUGCUGGCCAUCCAGAGCAAGAACAGCAGCUAUUUUGUGGAGUGGAUCCCCAACAACGUCAAGGUGGCCGUCUGCGACAUCCCUCCGCGGGGCCUGAAGAUGUCCUCCACCUUCAUCGGCAACAGCACGGCCAUCCAGGAGCUCUUCAAGCGCAUCUCAGAGCAGUUCACGGCCAUGUUCCGGCGCAAGGCCUUCCUCCACUGGUACACGGGCGAGGGCAUGGAUGAGAUGGAGUUCACAGAGGCCGAGAGCAACAUGAACGACCUGGUCUCAGAGUAUCAGCAGUACCAGGAUGCGACAGCUGAAGAGGAAGGCGAGAUGUACGAGGAUGACGAGGAGGAGUCCGAGGCCCAAGGUGCCAAGUGAGAGUUCCGGGCCAGGGGCCGUGUCCAGUUCCUCCCGGUGAGAGCUGAGCACCGACAAGGCCCUCUAGUUCAUCGUCCUCCAUUUUUGCUACCCCUUUGCUGAGUUCUAGGCAACCAGCCGCUAGUUGCUUCUGAUUCAAGGGUUCCAAACUGGAAGACUGUUCCGUAUGUAACUGUCUUCCCCCUCCCCUCCCCCCCGUGUCUUCUCAGUUAGCGCCGCUCCCUCUGUCCUCCAUCACUUUAAUAACGUCAAGGGCCCUGGUCUUUAUUUUUUAUUGGUCUGUGUCUAUUUUUAUGUUUUGGAAUACUUAAUAAAUCUA